Messenger RNA from Salvia miltiorrhiza (redroot sage), 1412 nucleotides. Its product is annotated as protein CDI-like. NCBI's taxonomy places the organism in Eukaryota, Viridiplantae, Streptophyta, Magnoliopsida, Lamiales, Lamiaceae. The record is from RefSeq and is a predicted model, not a curated record. The coding region runs from base 317 to 1117 and encodes 266 amino acids. The transcript is spliced from 2 exons.
AAAAUCACCGUCAUCAUAAAUUCGCGCUCUCUCUUUCCACCGACGCCUGCGGUGCGCAUCUCUCUCAUAUGUAUUUCCUCUCUCUAAAUCUACUGAAUUUGCGCUCAAAAUCUGCUAUCCAAAUUGACAAAGAAAAAACUGCAUUUCAAGAAAAUCACUUGACUCACAAAUUUUCUUCACAAACAGAGCGAGAUAAAAGAAAAGAAUAAAUAAAACAUCCAAUCUUGACGCUUUCUUCCACAUCGAGCUCUACAGAACUCCGUUUACGCUCAUCUCAGAUCUGCUAGCCAGAUUGGAAGCGCUCAACCGAGAAAUUAUGCCCAAUUCCGUAGCAGAACCGCACCACUCAAACGGCGUCGCGGCAAAUAACUCCGAUCCGAAAUCGAGCAACGGCACUGUGAGCCGCAAGCCGUUCAAGAUUUUCAUCGGCUAUGAUCCGCGCGAAGAUCUCGCUUACGAAGUCUGCCGCUAUUCUCUAUUGAAAAGAUCUUCGAUCCCGCUCGAAAUCCACCCGAUCAAGCAGACCGAAUUGCGCGAAAGGGGGGUUUAUUGGCGGGAAAGGGGGAAAUUGGAGAGCACGGAGUUCUCAUUCUCCCGUUUCCUGACCCCAUUCCUGGCCAAUUUCGAGGGCUGGGCGGUUUUCGUGGAUUGCGAUUUCCUAUACCUAGCCGACAUCAACGAAUUGUUCCAAUUGAUCGAUGAGAAAUACGCGAUCAUGUGCGUGCAGCACGACUACGCGCCUAAAGAGACGACGAAGAUGGAUGGGGCAGUGCAGACUGUGUAUCCGAGGAAGAACUGGUCUUCCAUGGUGGUGUACAACUGCAGCCACCCCAAAAACCGCGAGCUGACGCCUGAGGUGGUGAACAAGGAGACGGGCGCGUUCCUGCAUAGGUUUCAGUGGCUCGAAGAUGGUGAGAUUGGGGAGAUUCCGUUUGUGUGGAACUUCCUUGUGGGCCACAAUAGGGUUGUGGAGGGCGACUGGAGCACCUAUCCGAAGGCGAUACAUUACACGCUUGGGGGGCCGUGGUUCGAGCAGUGGAAGGAUUGCGAGUUUGGUGAUCUGUGGUUGAAGGAGUUGGAGGAGAUGAGGAAGGAUUCGGAGGAGAAGAAGGAUUAGGUGUAGCUCUUUUGACAAUGUAGCUUCGUGGAUGAGGUAAAUUGGGAUGAUUGGCAUUCGCUUUGGAAGAAUUCUUUAGCUGGAGUUAUAUAUGUUUGUUGAUUGUAGGUGUAUUACUGUUGUUGGUUUUGGACUAGGCGAUUUGAAUGUUGUUUGUUUGGGGGCAUUGUAUUUUUUGUGAUUGUUUGGUGAAGGGGAAUUAUGUAGGAUGUUUGAUUUGAUUCUGAUUGACUUUGUUAUAACACGAUACUAGUUGUUAUCCUCAUCUAUAUAAUGUUUAGUAGUAUGCUCUGCA